AUGCUUCGACAAGUUUCAAGGAGCCUUGCAAGGCCCGUUGCACGAACUGUCCCGAGAGUGAGGGUGUCGAGACCAUUCCUCGCAACGAUGCCUCGCCACUUGUCGUCCUUGCCCCAGGUUGACCCCCCAGUGUCGACGACACUACCCUCGGAUUCGUUUCAGUUACUUUCCACCGAAGAGAAGGCCGGGGACGCAGAAGAUAUCUUGUUCAAAGAACAAGUUAGGGAUGUGAACAACUGGUGGGCGUCCCCUCGGUAUGAAGGAAUCAAGAGACCCUACACUGCCGAGGAUGUUGUGAGUAAGAGGGGGACAUUGCAGCAGAGUUAUCCUAGUUCGAUAAUGGCCAGGAAACUGUUCAACCUCCUCAACGAGAGAGCGGCUGAGGGACAACCCGUCCACACAAUGGGAGCAAUCGAUCCUGUCCAGAUGACGCAGCAGGCGCCGAACCAAGAGAUCCUUUACGUGUCCGGUUGGGCAUGCUCUUCGGUCCUUACCACCACGAACGAAGUCUCCGCAGAUUUCGGAGACUAUCCCUACAAUACCGUACCCAACCAAGUUCAGAGAUUAUUCAAGGCACAACAACUACAUGACCGAAAGCACUUCGAUGCUCGUAGGAAGCUGAGCGCGGAAGAGCGAGCGAAGACUCCUUACAUUGACUACUUGCGACCCAUCGUAGCCGAUGGUGAUACUGGUCAUGGUGGUCUGUCUGCCGUUAUCAAGCUGGCAAAAUUGUUCGCUGAGAACGGUGCCGCUGCUGUGCACUUCGAAGAUCAGCUCCACGGUGGCAAGAAGUGUGGACAUCUGGCAGGCAAAGUGUUGGUGCCUGUCGGCGAUCACAUUAACCGCCUUGUGGCUGCCAGGUUUCAAUGGGACAUGAUGGGCUCCGAAAAUCUCGUCAUUGCCCGCACCGACUCCGAGAGCGGUAAACUGCUUUCCAGCGCCGUCGAUGUGCGAGAUCACGAGUACAUCCUAGGUGUUGCGGAAGAGACAGAGCCACUUGCCGAAGUUCUUCAAGAAAUGGAGCUGAAUGGGGCGAGUGGAGCUGAAGUCGACGAGUUUGAAUCCGCCUGGGUCAAAAAGCAUAAGCUGGUCACAUUCGACGAAGCGGUGGAAGCUCACAUCAAGUCAGAGGGUGGAGACGCCUCCGAGUACCUCGCGAAAACCAAAGAGAACCGCAACUUAUCACUGUCAAAACGCCGUGCCCUCUCCAACCAGUACACGAAGUCUCCUGUUUUUUGGUCUUCCGACAUCCCUCGAACCCGGGAGGGCUUCUAUCACUACCGAGCAGGCAUCUCAGCCGCCACUAAACGAGCGAUUGAAUUUGCCCCAUACGCUGAUCUUCUCUGGCUCGAAACUGCUGACCCUAGCGUUUCGAAAGCCGCAGGUUUUGCUCGAGAAAUCCGCGCAGCUUAUCCUGGCAAGAAAUUGGUGUAUAACCUGAGCCCAUCAUUCAACUGGAUGGGACAAGGCUUCGAUGAUGCCUCCUUGAAAUCCUUCGUUUGGGAUCUUGCCAAAGAAGGCUUCGUGCUUCAGUUGAUCUCCUUGGCCGGCCUCCACUCCACAGCUACCAUCAGCGCCGAGCUAUCACGGGGCUUCAAGGAAGACGGCAUGUUGGCGUAUGUCAAUCUCGUUCAGAGUCGGGAGAAGGCGCUUGGUGUUGACGUCCUGACACACCAGAAAUGGAGUGGCGCUCCGUACAUUGAUGGGAUUAUUGGCGCCAUCCAAAGUGGCAGCAGCAGCAGCAGGAGUAUGGGCGAGGGUAACACGGAGUCGAGCUUCUAG
Messenger RNA from Capronia epimyces CBS 606.96, 1782 nucleotides. RefSeq names its product isocitrate lyase. The transcript has a single exon. Lineage: Eukaryota; Fungi; Ascomycota; Eurotiomycetes; Chaetothyriales; Herpotrichiellaceae. The record is from RefSeq and is a predicted model, not a curated record. Gene Ontology annotation, cellular component: mitochondrial matrix. Gene Ontology annotation, molecular function: isocitrate lyase activity; methylisocitrate lyase activity. Bases 1 to 1782 code for a protein of 593 amino acids.